CUUAGUAACACAUGUCUUAGUCUCCGAUAUCUGCCGUCUCGGCUACUCCCUCUAGUUUGCUAAUUUGGACACUUUGACAUGCAAAUGCAUUCGCAUGGAAUUUCCUUUACUCAAUUAAUCAUUGUUCAUCUGAUGCUAUAUUUUGGUCCACAGUAUCCUGGGUUGUUAUAUCUCAGUUGCGACCUAAAGGCGAAGCUAGUUGUUGACACUGAUUUCUGCCAAUCCUUGCACCCGAAAUUUUUAUGCAUGUUCUUUAUGGAAGCCUUUACAAUAUCUAAGUUUGAUGCCACAUCAUAUGCACCACCCAGUGCGUGGCAAUUGUUUCUUUGGUCACAUCCCCAUAAGAGCAUCUUUUUCUUUACUUCUCUUUUGGAACCUUUUUCAGCCGAACAAAACUAGAGGUAUACUGGAUACUCCAUAAGAAGGCUGGCAGUACUUGGAGGCAUCUUAAAGAUAUAAUAAAUAUAUUUCCUUUCAUCCGCCACCAUUUUAGAGGAGUGCGGAUGUUUACACUGUAAUAAAUAAGGCUCAAGUUUUAUCGCAUGUAAUCUCCAUUGUGCAUGCUACUCAGCUCAUCUUGUUUCUUCCGUCAUUCCACUCUCCACCGCAUUAUCCCACCAGAGAGUUGCCAAAAAGAUAUUAGGUCCCCUGCUUUAGGACCAGCCAAAGACAAAUCGCCUCUCAUUUUGCAUUUACUGUAAUAUAUCUGGGCCAAGUGACUUGAAUUUACUGGAAAAGAUGCCAGAGGACAGUGUUCAGCAUCUAUCUAAGAGCAAGUGGAACAUGCCCUUCAUUGUUUUCUUCAGAGAUACAAGGCUUGUUUUCAAGAUGGAUGCGCUUGGCUUAGAGAUACUAAGGAUUGCAUUUCCUGCAGCCUUGGCUUUAGCUGCCGAUCCUGUUGCUUCCCUAAUUGACACUGCAUUUAUUGGCCGCUUAGGUCCGGUGGAAAUUGCUGCUGUCGGAGUUUCGAUCGCUAUAUUUAAUCAAGCUUCAAGGAUUACCAUAUUUCCCCUAGUCAGUAUAACUACAUCUUUUGUUGCUGAGGAGGAAACUGUUGGAAGAGUUGGUAAUGAAUCCGCAACAGGUGAGGAACCAGAAAAAGGUUCUAUCAAACUCAGUGAAAUGAAAGAAGUGAUUGCAGAAGAUGUUGCGCUUGAGAACCUUGAAAAAGGUUCAGCAACUAAGAGUGAAAAUAAAGAGCUUAUGCAAGAAAAAGAUAUGAUACCAAGUACUUGUGAGUCUCCAUCUGGCACCGACAGCGAUGCAGACAAAUUUAAAUCGUGCAAGGAGAGGAGACAUAUUCCAUCUGCUUCAACAGCAUUAGUAAUUGGUUGCAUUCUCGGUCUUUUGCAAACAUUGCUCCUUAUAUUGGGAGCAAAAACUCUCCUGGGUUUCAUGGGUGUCAAAUCUAAUUCUCCCAUGCUGGCUCCCGCACAAAAGUACUUGACAUUAAGAUCACUUGGUGCUCCAGCAGUUCUUCUCUCUUUGGCCACGCAAGGGGUCUUUCGAGGAUUUAAGGAUACUAAAACUCCUCUUUAUGCCACAGUUAUAGGAGAUGCUGCAAAUAUCAUUUUGGAUCCCAUACUUAUCUUUACCUGCCGCUUGGGAGUUAGUGGUGCAGCCAUAGCACAUGUUCUUUCUCAGUACUUGAUAUCAGCGAUUCUCUUAUGGAAGCUGAUGAAGCAAGUUGAGAUCUUACCUCCCAGCAUCAAAGAGUUGCAAUUUCAUCGAUUCUUGAAAAAUGGUGUUCUACUGUUGGCUAGAGUGAUAGCUGUUACAUUCUGCGUUACAUUAGCUGCAUCAAUGGCAGCAAGGCUCGGUUCAACACCUAUGGCUGCAUUCCAGAUAUGUCUUCAGGUGUGGAUGACAUCAUCACUCCUGGCUGAUGGUUUGGCUGUAGCUGGACAGGCAAUAUUAGCGAGUGCAUUUGCUGAGAAAGAUUAUAGCAAGGCAACAGCUGCUGCAUCCAGGGUAUUACAGAUGGGUUUUGUCCUAGGCCUUGGACUUGCCGUUGUCGUUGGGGUCGGUCUGCGAUUUGGAUUGGGUGUAUUUACAAAAGAUGUCAAUGUUCAACAUAUUAUUUUUGUUGGCCUUCCGUUUGUUGCAGCUACGCAGCCAAUCAACUCAUUAGCUUUUGUUUUUGAUGGUGUUAAUUUUGGAGCUUCGGAUUUUGCUUACUCUGCAUACUCCAUGGUUCUGGUGGCUAUUGUUAGCAUUGCUUCCUUGUUCCUUCUCUCUAGGAGCAAUGGCUUUGUCGGAAUCUGGGUUGCUUUAACAAUCUAUAUGGGUCUGCGUACAUUUGCUGGUGUCUGGAGGAUGGGAACUGGAAUUGGUCCUUGGAGAUUUCUUAGGGGUCAACGUACACCGCAGGCUUCAUAAUUCUAGCAUAUGCAAUCUGGCGGCAUUUCUUGUUACUAGUUUUCCUCCACUUCCUUCUGUUUUAUGCGAAGAAAUAAGUUGUCUGUCUCGUGCAUGUUUCAUGCUUAUAUCAUGAUGGACCUAUUCAAUAGAUCUGUUCAAAUGCUGCUGUACAUGUUUGUCGGA
This is a messenger RNA of Eucalyptus grandis, 2544 nucleotides long. RefSeq names its product protein DETOXIFICATION 43. Gene Ontology annotation, cellular component: membrane. Gene Ontology annotation, biological process: transmembrane transport. The transcript is spliced from 14 exons. The record is from RefSeq and is a predicted model, not a curated record. Gene Ontology annotation, molecular function: xenobiotic transmembrane transporter activity; citrate transmembrane transporter activity; antiporter activity. The coding region runs from base 739 to 2379 and encodes 546 amino acids. Lineage: Eukaryota; Viridiplantae; Streptophyta; Magnoliopsida; Myrtales; Myrtaceae.